CAGAGGUGUUAAACCCUAUCCGUUGGAUGUAGCACCACAACUCGAGCACCUGUAACACCACAACUCGAGCACCUGUAACCGCACGCCAUGACGCAUGCCGCCGCCGCCGCCGCCGGCGGCGUGUCGCUGCGUCGCUCGUUCCUCCUCUCCCUCAAGCCGACCCGCUUCCUGUCCUCCUUCCCGGCCCCCUCGCCUGGCCUCAGCCACCCGCGCGCCCUCCGCCCGGCCGGUCCCUUGCGCUCCGAUGCCGAAGAGGCCGACGACGCGGACGCUGCAGACGGCGCCGCCGUGACCUUCGAGAAGAGCCGUAACGAGCUGAAGCGGGAGGCGCGCCGCGCCGUGCAGUGGGGCAUGGAACUCGCCAAGUUCUCCCCUCCCCAGAUCAAGCGCAUCCUCAGGGCCGCGUCGCUGGAGCGUGAGGUGUUCGACGCUCUCAUGCUCGUGAAGAGAUUUGGGCCCGAUGUGCGGGAAGGAAGGAGGAGGCAGUUCAAUUAUAUCGGAAGCCUUCUGCGCAGUGCACAACCUGAAUUGAUGGAUACUCUAAUACAGGCUUCCAAGGAUGGAGAUAAUAGCAAGUUACAUGCCUUAUUGAGUGAAGACACAUUGUUGGUGGAAGAGGAGGAAGUGGAGGACCCACCUGAUGAAGAAGAGGACGAUGAAAAGUAUAUGGAAAUUGCAGAGAGAUGGUUUGAGGGACUCCUUUGCAAAGACAUUUCAGUUAGUAAUGAAGUUUAUUCGGUCCAUAAUGUUGAAUUUGAUCGUCAGGAACUGCGGAAACUUGUGAGGAGAGUCCACAUGGUCCAAGCAAGCACGCAAAAUAAAGACAGUUUGGAAGAAUCUAACAUGAAGGUUUCCAGGGCAAAGAAAUCACUUCUGAGGUUUCUUCGCUCCCUUGCAAAGGAGGCAUAUGUUGAAUAGGUGAAACCUACUGAUACUUGGAAGGAUCGACAGCGAGACAAGUUUCUAUCUUUUUAUCCCCAUUCAUCAGUGCAGCACGUGUGUGGGUAAAUGGUAUCCACACCAAGACUGCAUAGCCAGCGAGAAAUUGGAUUCUUGGCCCAAAUUGAGAAAGACCGAUUCUGGUAUAUGAGCCAAACUACCAUGGAUGGAGUUCUCAGCUCAUUCAGUUCAAGGAUAUGUCAACUUACUAGGGAAAUCAUGUUCUUCAGUGUUACUUAUCUCAUAGAUAUCUGCUAUUUCCGUGUAAGAAUAAAUUAUCCACACUGCAUUAUUUGAGGACAAAGUGAGCCCUUUGUCAAGUCAAAUAAUAAGCUUUGUCCUAGUGACCAGGGAUUGUUUCUGAAAUCGAGUGGCUUCAUCUGUGCUGGCAAUCUGUUUUUGCUGCAUCUUUGGUCCAAUGACUACAUCUCAAUACCCACAGGUUACAAAUUUGCAAUAUCUUAAUCUCGAAACAAUUUUGGUUGAUGAUGUAAAGUUUAUUCUUAUCACCUUGGCUUGUCUUUAGAAAGAUGCUGAUGUAAUGUAGCCAUAUAAUUUAACGAUGCUCUAGCAUUUUUUUUAAA
This is a messenger RNA of Phragmites australis (common reed), 1523 nucleotides long. RefSeq lists its product as uncharacterized. The transcript has 7 exons. The record is from RefSeq and is a predicted model, not a curated record. Bases 88 to 918 code for a protein of 276 amino acids. NCBI's taxonomy places the organism in Eukaryota, Viridiplantae, Streptophyta, Magnoliopsida, Poales, Poaceae.